AUGCUCGCAACCCUCGAGCACCAACGUGGUCAUGUGUUCACUUCACCCAGUGUGGAGGAACGCUUGCGUCAAGCGGCGGGCCAACCGUUGGCAACGUGGAUCUUUGGCCGCAGGCCUAAGUCUCCUGAAGAGGUGGUGAUUGAAAAGGCACUUCGCCAGAGGUAA
This is a messenger RNA of Peronospora matthiolae, 165 nucleotides long. The record is from the annotation of a GenBank genome assembly. NCBI's taxonomy places the organism in Eukaryota, Oomycota, Peronosporomycetes, Peronosporales, Peronosporaceae.